Molecule: messenger RNA, 1566 nt
Organism: Aspergillus novofumigatus IBT 16806
Lineage: Eukaryota; Fungi; Ascomycota; Eurotiomycetes; Eurotiales; Aspergillaceae
Gene: erg10B
Product: acetyl-CoA C-acetyltransferase
Exons: 5
Coding region: 204-1409 (401 amino acids)
Biological process (GO): ergosterol biosynthetic process; fatty acid beta-oxidation
Molecular function (GO): acetyl-CoA C-acetyltransferase activity
Source: RefSeq, a predicted model, not a curated record
UCUGGGCUUAUAUUUUCCUACAACCCCCACCCUGGAUUCGCCGAUUCUUCAUCUGGCAUCUUUUGGAGACAUUCUCUAUAAAUUGGUCUAGAUUUAAGAGAAUAGACCUCCAGGCUGACGCCCAGCGAAUUGUUAUUGUCGCGGUGCCCUCUUCAAGGCUUGGAUCAGACUCUUUUGCUACUUAGAAAGUCUGAACAAAAUAAAUGACUACUAUGUCUUCGCUUCCAGCUGUCUAUAUUGUUUCUUCCGCCCGAACACCGGUGGGGUCUUUCUUGGGUUCGCUCUCAAGCUUGACUGCCCCGCAGCUUGGUUCCCAUGCCAUCAAGGCUGCUCUUGCCAAAGUUGACGGACUUAAGCCUUCGGACGUGCAGGAGGUCUUCUUCGGUAAUGUCAUUUCUGCGAAUGUCGGACAGAAUCCUGCUAGACAAUGUGCGCUUGGUGCUGGGCUUGAAGAGUCGACCGUUUGUACCACCGUCAACAAGGUUUGCGCAUCCGGGUUGAAGGCGAUCAUACUCGGUGCUCAGACUAUCAUGACCGGAAAUGCUGACGUCGUUGUGGCUGGCGGUACGGAAUCGAUGUCGAACGCACCGCACUAUCUCCCAAAUCUGCGUACUGGUGCUAAAUACGGCCAUCAAAGUCUGGUGGAUGGCAUCAUGAAGGAUGGCUUGACUGACGCGGGCAAGCAGGAACUCAUGGGAUUACAAGCGGAGGAGUGCGCCCAAGAUCAUGGUUUUAGCAGGGAACAACAGGAUGAUUAUGCUAUCCGCACCUAUGAAAAAGCUCAGGCUGCCCAGAAGGCUGGGCUUUUCGACGAAGAGAUUGCCCCUAUCCAGCUUCCUGGAUUUAGAGGAAAACCAGGUGUGACUGUGACGCAAGAUGAAGAACCGAAGAAUCUCAACCCGGAGAAACUUCGAGCCAUCAAGCCUGCGUUUAUACCUGGUUCUGGGACAGUGACGGCGCCUAACUCUUCUCCUCUCAACGACGGCGCUGCUGCUGUUAUCCUUGUUUCAGAGGCCAAGUUGAAGGAGCUCAAUUUGAAGCCGGUUGCGAAGAUCCUUGGAUGGGGAGACGCUGCUCAGCAACCCAGCAAAUUCACGACUACUCCAGCUCUUGCAAUUCCGAAAGCGCUCAAACACGCAGGUGUGGGCCAGGACGCCAUUGAUGCUUUUGAGAUCAAUGAGGCUUUCAGCGUUGUUGCUCUCGCCAAUAUGAAGUUACUUGGCAUUCCUGAGGAAAAGGUUAACCUUCAUGGUGGAGCCGUCGCUAUCGGUCACCCUAUCGGUGCUAGUGGUGCGCGUAUUAUAACCACCUUGCUCGGUGUUUUGAAGGCCAAGAAAGGAAAAAUUGGCUGUGCUGGCAUCUGUAACGGCGGCGGUGGGGCUAGUGCUCUGGUGGUCGAGCUACUUUAGAUGUAUUUUUGACCUUGUCCAUAUGUGUCGAGUGAAUAUAUCAUAGCGUGCACAUGAUCUGUGGUCCUGGGACUGUUUGCAUGAAAGUGUCGAUAUCCCCUAGCUCAUGAAGGAUCAACUUUGGUCCCUACUCUCUGUGCUGGAAUAUACAUAUGCC